AUGGCAGAGGCAUUACCAGGGAAUACAAGCUCUGAUUUUUCUGAUGAGGAAGAGCAAAGUCCAUUGGAAAAAGCCUUCAACAAAGCAUCUGAUCAUGUAAGAAAAAUCACUUCAAAGUUAGAGAAUAAUCAACUUUUAGAGCUAUAUGGACUAUACAAGCAGAGUACUGAAGGGCAAUGUGAUACACCAAAACCGAGUUGGUUUGAUGGUAAAGGUCGAAAGAAAUGGGAAGCUUGGAAAGCACUAGACAAUAUGCCAAGUGAUGAAGCAAAGCAAAAGUAUAUUGAUUUAGUUCAGAAAUAUGACCCUGAAUGUGAACUCAUAUCAGAAAGUGGACCAAAAGAAACAUGGGUAACAGUGUCUUCCUUACAAUUUUCACCCGAACCUGAAUUAAUUGACACUGAACUCUCUAUAAUAGAUGCGGCAAGAGAGGACAUGGGAGAGUUGGUGACCAAACUCUUAUCUAAGAACCCUGAAAUGAAAAAUGAGAGAGAUGAGGAUGGUUUGUCAGCCUUACAUUGGGCAGCAGACAGAGGUGCCAUUUCUGCGUUAACUGCCCUUAUAAAAGGAGGUUUUGAUAUAAACGCUACUGAUAGUUCUAAUCAGACUGCUCUGCAUUAUGCAGUAAGUUGUGGGCAUAUUAAAGCAACACAAAUCUUAGUAGAUUCUGGUGCCUCAUUUCUUAAGGACUCUGAAGGCUGGACUCCAUUGGAUUUAGCAUAUGAUGAUGAAAUAAAGAAAAUUCUUGAAAGUGCUACAAAA
Messenger RNA from Brenthis ino (lesser marbled fritillary), 762 nucleotides. The record is from the annotation of a GenBank genome assembly. NCBI's taxonomy places the organism in Eukaryota, Metazoa, Arthropoda, Insecta, Lepidoptera, Nymphalidae.